AGCUUGAGCUUUGCAACUAACAAACCUCGAAUUGGCAAACGCUUCCGUGAAAACAGUUUUGUGAAUUUUCAACCCGUAAACCGAUGCAACUCAGCCUGAAAUGAACCCACUCGUUGAUAUGAGGAUCGGGCCCGCUAAGUGCCAUGACGUCAAUGACUGAGAAUGUUUGCCAGGUUUCAACGCUUGAGCUCGAGCUUUUUGGUGGGCUUCUAAACGCCAAACCUUGACGAUGACCUCAAAGAACGAAACGGGCUUUGGAUUCCGACUUGGCAUGCCAAACAACUCCCAUAAAUUUAUUUCCAAAUUCUGAUUCUGCCCAUUUUCAACUUCCAGGAAUACAACACCCUUUCCUUCACCCAAAUCCCGCACAUCGCCCGCCGACGUUGCAAAUCGCCACACAAUGUCGUCUUCUGGGCUGGGGCCAGCCUUCAUAGGCGCAAUCCAGGCCUCGCUCUCCGUACUUCUCACCAUAUUCUACGGAGUCAUCGCCUCUCAGUUCAAGCUUCUCGAUUCGGACGCAGGACGUCAGGUCUCGAAAGCAUGCGUCAAGAUAUUCCUCCCGGCGCUCCUCAUGACCAAGCUCGGUGACCAACUGAGCAUUGAAGUGGUAGGGCGAUACCUGCCCAUCCUGCUGUGGUCCGUGGUUUGCAACACCUUGUCCAUCUGCCUCGGAAAACUGCUGGAGAAGACGCUGCCGCAAUCCUGGGAGAUGCCGGCGUGGACGACUCCAGCGAUUGCAUUCAACAACACCACCUCGAUGCCUCUGCUGCUGAUCCAGGCGCUGGAGAAGACGGGAAUCCUGAGCAGCAUCUUGAUCCCUGGGGGAAGCGACAGUAUGGACGAUGCCGUCCAGCGGGCCAAGACGUACUUUCUCAUCAACACCAUGGUUAGUAAUUCCAUCACCUUUGCGCUCGGCCCGAAACUGCUCAGUGCGGAUGCGGAGGAUCCACCGUCUGGAAAACCUGCCGACCAAGAUUCUGAGAGUGACGACGAAGAGGACGGCGGCGCCGAUGAACGCACCUCGCUCCUCCCCUCUCCUGUCCUGCGAAGAGGUCGCCGGGCCUCGCGCAAAGUGCAUUCCCAUCUGCGCGCUAUCCACCAGUCUCUCCCUCACCCGGUACAGGUCGUCCUGCAUCACGUCGCGCCGUUCGCCAACGCACCAGUCUUUGGUGCCGCAGCAGGAUUCAUCAUCGGCCUGACCCCACCGUUGAAGAUGGCCUUCUUUGCGGAUCCCUUCGAGGGCGGCUUCUUCAGCGCAUGGAUAACCACGUCGCUCCAGAAUAUUGGAGAUCUUUUUGCAUCUCUGCAGGUCAUCGUCGUGGGGGUGAAGCUGGCAGAGGCCAUGCGCAAGGUCAAGCGCGGCGAUGACUCUGAUUCGGAUGAUGACGACAAGUCUGGUGCCGUGCCGUGGCGUGCCACCACCAUCGUGCUGUUGAUUCGCUUCUUUAUCUGGCCUGCCGUCGGUGUAUCCGUCAUCUACAUGUUGGCAAAACACACGGGAGUACUCAGCGAAGAUCCGAUCUUGGUAUUCUGCAUGAUGCUCAUGCCCGCUGGACCACCGGCAUUGAAGUUAAUGGCGCUGGCCGAGGUCAACAACAGCAGCGAAAACCAGAAGCUCGCAGUGGCCAAAUUUCUCGCGUUUGCCUAUGCUGUAAGCCCGCUGAUGGCGCUCACGGUAGUGGCCAGCUUGAAGGCAACUGAGAAUGUAGCCUGAGGUGCUUCAUUCAGCCAGCUCCACCGUGCGGUGAAUCGCACUGGCAUUCCAAAAAAGGGGAAUUAAAAGCUUUAUUUGCGGUAUACAAAAUGUCGAGUUGAUAUUAAUAAAGUCCAACUCCGCAACCGAGCCUUG
Molecule: messenger RNA, 1849 nt
Organism: Pyricularia oryzae 70-15
Lineage: Eukaryota; Fungi; Ascomycota; Sordariomycetes; Magnaporthales; Pyriculariaceae
Exons: 1
Coding region: 401-1714 (437 amino acids)
Biological process (GO): transmembrane transport
Cellular component (GO): endoplasmic reticulum; membrane
Source: RefSeq, a predicted model, not a curated record